Paraglomus brasilianum is the source of this 150-nucleotide messenger RNA. The record is from the annotation of a GenBank genome assembly. Lineage: Eukaryota; Fungi; Glomeromycota; Glomeromycetes; Paraglomerales; Paraglomeraceae.
AUGGCUCCAUUACCACGCGGUUGGAGUAAUCGUGGACAAAACCCAGACGGAAAAACUCAAGACAACGAAGGAAAGCCCGAUUGUGUCAUCGAAUCGGGCAAAAAUGUAGAUACCCGUGUGACUACGACCACGGAGAAAGAGUUGACAUGA